CACGAUACCAUACCCGAGCCCGCCUUACUUGGGUUACCCACUCCCUCAAUACAGGAGAGAAGCGUCACGUUUUACCAUACACAAUACAGCAACUAACCUCAGGCUUCAGCCGACCCUCUCUCGACCUGUAUCUCCGGCUUUCAUCCUUUCUUGCUUCUCUUCCUUUCUCUCUUCUCCCCCUACACCCGCCUGGAGAGAGAAGUCAACUCCUCCUCAUUCUUCUCUCCUCCUUCUCCUUCUUCUAUCUUCGUCUCCCUUCCCUUCCUCUCCUCCUAUCUCUCAUCCCCCUUUCCCGUCAAUUCCUGUGGAGAGAGAUACUGAGACUAGGUCUCCAGGUGAAGAUACAGUCGACGACAUCCUGUCAGUCGGCCUCAUCUUGUACCCGUUGCACCAGCUCUCCAGUCGAGCCGUGUCCGUCUUCGACGUUUCCACCCCUCGACGUUUGUUAACUCAAACGGCGAACCUUUCCCCCUUAUCUGCCAGUCGAAAUCCAGUCCGUGGCAUCGUCGGCUUGAUUUUGCCCGAUUCAGCUUCUGCCGGUUAGAAGAGCAAAAAGAAGGGUCUUCCUGAUUUCUUUUCCAUUUUUCCCUUUGGACAACGCUUUUUUUCGUGUACAUGAUUCUAUCGCGGUUGUGAUUUGCUGGAAGGAACAGUUUCCAUUCGAAUUCCCGUUGCUUGGACUCGACCUUACCGGAUCCCUUUGAUGUGGAUUUCGAUAUACCGCAGCUUUCUAGCCUACAAAUCGCUCUAGUCUUGAACCAGGACACUUUAGCAGAACUACGGGUUGCGAACUUUCUGGCCAUCCAAAAGGCUCCGAACCCGUUGUCUCGCCACUAUCCAUCCAGCACCCAGAGAUUAUUGUCUCCCCGCUGGCCCUUCCCUAAUACGUUCCAACUAAUUACACUCCUUGAUCAUUUUACCCUAAUUUGACGACUGUCACUCUCUUAAUUCCGUCGUUGCCUGAUAGACACGGUGCUCUUCAGGUCCACUCCUUUUAAUACCCAGUUCGACAUCAUGGCUUACAACAAACGCCCUACGUCAAGCUACCAACCCUGCGACUCGUUCUUCGUGGAAUCAUAUGACGACUUCCCUGUUCCCAGGAUGGAUGCCAAGGAGCAUGCCAAGCUAAUCGCUCGCGAGCGUCAGUAUGCCAUCGCCGAUGAGCUCUCCAGGAUUGCGAGUGAGGAAUACCGUGAGGACGUUCUAUCUCACAUGCUGGACAUGGAUGCUUCUACUCUUCCUGACGUUGAGUCGAUUGAUAUCCAGACCGAGAUCCAGUGGUUCAUGCGUCCCUACCUGCUCGAUUUCCUUAUCGAAGCCCACACUGCUUUCCAGUUGCUGCCGUCGACAUUGUUCCUGACUGUCAACCUGCUCGAUCGAUAUUGCUCAAAGCGUGUGGUCUACAAGAGGCACUACCAGCUGGUUGGAUGCGCUGCUCUGCUGAUUGCUGCCAAAUACGGCGACAAGAAGGACCGUGUACCGACCAUCCGGGAACUCAAGUCGAUGUGCUGCUCUCUGUACGACGAUGACAUGUUCAUCCAGAUGGAAUGGCAUGUUCUGCAAACGCUUGGAUGGACUAUUGGACAUCCGACUGUGGACAGCUUCUUGCAAAUGGCAGUUUUGGAUACCCCGUACGAUCCCGAGGUGGAGCAUCUCGCGCUGUACAUCUCGGAGAUUUCGCUAUUCCACCGUGAGUUCGUCUCGAAGCCGUCAUUCGACCUCGCGAGGGCCUCCCUGGCUUUGGCGCGCUGUAUCUUGAACAGACCUCAACCUCGUCACACGGAAUGGGCUGCCCAGUACGACUCUAUGACCCUGGUCGGGCUGUCACAACAGCUUCACCAACCGUCCCAGGUACUUUCGAGGAAGUAUUCCUCGUCCCACUAUUCCCGGGUGUCCAAGAUUCUUGAGCAGUUCCUCGCUCGCCAGGCAUCAAUUGCUAGCUACACACCACCAAGCCCUCCGUCCGACGUUGUCGCCUCCGAAUCCAAGCCUUAUGAAGGUGAAAUCGGGCUGGCUACUCCUCAGAAGGCCCCUCACCCCUCUAACAUGCCUCACGGCUAUAUCACACCGCCAAUUACCCCUGAAAACGAAGCAUUCGCCAACGGUAAUAAUGCAGGCUACGUCAAGACAGUACAAAUGCCAACCGCUUGCUCUCCGUCCCCAACUCCUUCGCCAAGUGUACAAUAUAUGGCCCCGAAUCACUACCAACAAGAGGCAACAUACCAACAACAAUACCUCCAACCUCAGAUGAGUUUCACCACUGGAUAUUAGGCUUGAUAUCAUCAUAAAGCGCGUCCGCCGUCGUCGACAUCUUGACAUAAUCUUCGAUGUCCCGAUAUGAGGUUUUCCCCCUCAUACAUCGUUUGCCAUAAUUACCCGAUCUGGUUACCUCGACCAACGAACCCUUUUGGAGUUCUUCGGCUGUCUCGACACCGACAUGCCUGGAUUUAUUCAUUUUUUUUUAUCCUACCAUUUCCUUUUUGUCAUUUGCAAAUAAAAUUGCAUACCCCUCUCCUUGUGUUCUAACGUAUCAUAUCAUACCUUGGGUGUACCAAGUUGCAUCUAUCUGCCAUUUGAUUCUUGACAUCUAGCAUUGCAAGCGCGAGCAUUUCGAGUUCACACUGCAUCUAACUGCCUGAAGUUUAUCCAUUAUUCCCUUUCGAAGCCAUUUUGGAGUCCCUGGGCUCGUGUUCAAGUCCCAACUCCUGAUUUCUCAUUUUACCUUGCCCCUUGUCAUCCCCCUCACAACACCUCAUAUAACCCUCAUAAUGUGGCUUCACUCUAUCACCACCCUCGUGUCUACGUGCGCCCACUGAGGAUGCGCACUGUUCUUGGUUUGGUGGGAGGAUCCGUCAAAAAAAAAAGCAGCAAAACACGGAUUUCGCAAAAUGAGCAAAAAAACUAUCAUUCUCCCUCAGGAUAUGGACGUUGCGGAAAAGGAAUGGAGGAUUCAAAAGCAGCAAAAGAAGGAAGGGGCUCUGAGCUUCUCGGCUCUUGAGAUGGAAACUGGAGAGUACGGAUGGCAGUUGGCCCCCCCUCCCCAUGGAACGGCAUAGCAUCGAUCCAUUGAAAAGACGAAUCAAUUUCUCUUUUUCACUUUUGCUUCCAUUGUAAAAUGUUGUAGGCU
Aspergillus calidoustus is the source of this 3127-nucleotide messenger RNA. Lineage: Eukaryota; Fungi; Ascomycota; Eurotiomycetes; Eurotiales; Aspergillaceae. The record is from the annotation of a GenBank genome assembly.